AUGUCAGAUACGAAAAUGAAUAACUUCCCCCAAUUAAAACAAAAUUUGAUCAUGAAUGGCUCUGAUCCAUUUAAUCAUUUAAUUAAUCAACCCCACUCUACAACAAAUUCUCCUUCUUCAUCAUCUGCCAGUUCUUCCUUUACUUCAACUAAGAAUAAUAAAAAUGAUAAUUUUAAUCCUGUCCACAGGCUUCAUAAGAGUGAGGAUAGUACAACAAACUUAAUUAAUCGUCUCCCUUUGAAUAUACCCUCAGCUAUGCUUACUGAAGAGGAAUUGGACGGAGGGGAACUUUUAAGUGUUGAGGAGAGAGAGGAAAUAGACCCGGAAGAUGGCUGCAAAGUUCAAGUAUGGACUUAUCGUAUAUUAUCAGCCGAUGGGAUGGAAGAGAGUACAAUAAUAAGAAGACGUAAAAUGAAGGUUAAUUGUACUGAAUCACUCAAAAGAAUAGAAUUUUCUAAUGGAAGAGAGACUAAAUAUGAGGAACGUGAGGUUAUCAACAAUUUGGAUUCAUUCACUCAACAACCUAAUCAUACACCUUUUCGUAAUUCUUCAGCUACUAAUGAGAGAACCAUGGAAGAUGUAGGAAACAAAAAGAAAUUGAAAAAAAUUUAUUUAAAGGACGAGGAUUCUGCCCAGAUUGGCAGCAUGUUAUUUCAAACCCAGGACAGCUUUCUUCGUCUUGUCAGAGAGAAGAAAGAUGCACUCGUUAAACUCUUUCCAGAACUGUUUACCAAUUUACGAACAACCCCAGCAAUUUUUGAGUCAAUGCCUUCUACCGUAAUGGAAACCAUUGUAAACGAGGAUGGAAGUACUACAACACGUACAAAAUUUUCCAAGGCUUUUAGCUCUCAUUAUACACGUCAGGAGAUGUUUAUUAAUGGUGUUAGGAAGGAGUGCCGUUCUCGAUUUCGAGCUUUCAUGGAAUAUGCUGGUCCAGAAGGGGGAUUCUGCAUACGACUAAAUGAUCACGCAGACGAGGAUUUAAGCGAGGAAGAAAGUAACGACCACGAAGAGUCCACUUCUGAUGGCAAAAGUUGGAUAAGCAGUAGUGGACGUUCUUUAGCCUUAUCAGAAAUUGGUGAAGGGCAAUCAGCCCUAGUAAUACCUGGAAAGCAGGGACAACUUUGCGUGUUAAAGGACAAAGAAAAUAAUAAAAGAUGGGAAAAAGCAUGGCACGCUGUUAAUGAAAUGGUACAAUCUGAGGAAAGAUAUGUACAAAAAUUGGCAUUACUUGAGAAAUUCCGCUCAACUAUUGAACGUGCUCAACUUCUUGAUAGAAGACUUCAAUGCCACCUUUUUUCUAAUAUUGCAUCCCUAAACCAAUUCCAUGAACAACACUUGUUACCUCAAUUAAUGGAUAGACGGAGGGAAUGGCAAGGCACUAAAAGGAUAAGCGAUGUUCUCAGAAAACAAGCUCCAUUCCUUAAAAUGUACAGUGAAUAUACUAACAACUACAAAACUGCUGUUCAUAUAUUCGAGGAGUGCAUGCGCAAAAAGAGGGCUUUUGGAGAAAUUGUUCGGCAACUUGAACAAUUACCUGAAUGUGAACAUCUUUCGCUUGUUUCCCAUCUAAUCUGUCCUGUACAACGGGUCAUGCGUUAUCAGCUUUUAUUAAAAGAAUAUCAAAAGAAUUUAUUGCCAAAUGACCCUGAUUGGGAAGAUACGGAGACUGCUCUAACUUUGGUUCUGGAAGCAGCCUCUCAUGCCAAUGAAAUGAUGAGAAAAUUAGAUCGUUAUCGAAAUGUUUUAGAAAUACAAGAACAAUUGGGCAAUUCAAUUGCUUUAGUUUCGCCGGGGCGUGAAUUGCUAACUCGAUCACGUUUAUUUAAAUGUUCUUCUAGCACCGGAAAAGUUGAGGAACGGUUAGGACCUCAACGUUGCGUGGAACUUUUUUGUGAAACCGAAGCAGAGAAAAAGGCUCUGUUUGAUACUGUUUGGUCUGUUAUCCAAGAAGCACACUCGAAAGAAUUAAAUAAUAAUCAUUUUGUACAAUCUCCCCAACCUACGGAUAAUCAACAACCGAAAAAAUGUGCUAGAUGUAAUAAUGAUUUUGGAUGGUAUGCCAAACAAAUUGAAUGCCAACGUUGUGGACAACGCUACUGUAAAAAAUGUAUAGCUCAAAAACCCCAGAAAAUGUGCCUUAAUUGUCUCGGAACUAUUGAAGGAUUGCGCAACUCGAGAUCUGAGGGGCCUUUGAAUAUUAGGGAAGGAACCCCAAUUACGAGAAAAAAUCUUUUGCAAGUUCCAGCUUCAGGGAACGUGUCUGAUGUUGUUAAAUCUGGCUAUCUAAAAUUCCGAGGGCAUUCAGACAAGCAACUUAGACGUUUCUUUGUUCUACGAAACAAUUUUUGUAUUUAUUCGUAUCGUUCUGAUCAAGAUAAUUCUGCCCUAGCCAUGCUUCCUCUAUCAGGCUGUGAUGUUAAUGUCCACUCCUCAAUGCUACAAGCUGAAAAGUUUGGAAUUUCUUUGAGGCACAUGAACAGACAAUAUUUAUUCAUUUGUGAGAACGAAUUUGACCAUGCUGAAUGGCUUGCAGCUAUGCUUCUUUCUGCCAAUGCAAAAUUACCGGGGGAAGAGUCGAGCGAUGAGGAGAAUGUUGAUUUGAGCAAUAUAGCGACAACAAUAGGUCCGGAACAGCAAAAACCGAAGCAUUCAUUUGCUUCGAGUUUGAAAAAUCCGUGGAAUAGCUUAAUCAGAAGGUCAUCUUCUAUGGGGGAAACACGCAUUGAGCAUCUAGAAAAGCCGAUUAAUGGGAACAAAAACGAAUUAAAAAAUGGCAAGAAUGAAAAAGAAGGGCAACUAAGAAAUGAGGUGGAAGAUGAAACAAGAUGGAGAAUAUUCAAAUUUUAA
Molecule: messenger RNA, 2850 nt
Organism: Meloidogyne enterolobii
Lineage: Eukaryota; Metazoa; Nematoda; Chromadorea; Rhabditida; Meloidogynidae
Source: the annotation of a GenBank genome assembly